AUGUGCAAAAACCAUGUGUGGAAGCAGUCACAACACAGUCCAUCCUUGCCAAAACCACCAAGGGUUCAACAAAAGAGACUUAGAUCUAAGUCCCACAGUCUCCUACACAUCCCUCAAACUACACCGAAAAGAUCACACACUCAGCACAAAAGCUCCAGCUCUCCAUUCCACAGCACUCCGCGCCAGAGAUCCCACACACCGCGCCAGAGAUCCCACACACCGCGCCAGAGAUCCCACACACCGCGCCAGAGAUCCCACACACCGCGCCAGAGAUCCCACACACCGCGCCAGAGGUCCCACACACCGCGCCAGAGGUCCCACACACCGCGCCAGAGAUCCCACACACCGCGCCAGAGAUCCCACACACCGCGCCAGAGAUCUCACACACCGCGCCAAAGAUCUCACACACCGCGCCAGAGAUCUCACACACCGCGCCAGAGAUCUCACACACCGCGCCAGAGAUCUCACACACCGCGCCAGAGAUCUCACACACCGCGCCAGAGAUCCUACACACCGCGCCAGAGAUCUCACACACCGCGCCAGAGAUCCCACACACCGCGCCAGAGAUCCCGCUCUCCUCACCACAGCUCUACACACCAGCACUCCCAGUCUACUCAUCAGUGGUCCCACACUCCACAUAGGGGAAACCAGCACAAAGAGGGUGGUGAACCAUUCCCAUUAGAUAAUGGAAAGUUCCAAAGACGGGUCCUCUAUCUGCUGGCCGAUAUUCGUGAAAAGCUGUCCCAGGUGGGCCAAAACUGUGAGCCCCCAGACUCUCAGUUCCACCUGGUGAAGAUGAACAGCAGGCGUGAGCUCAAGAAUCUGGAAGGGCAACUGGCUGAUAAAGGAAAGAAAAAUCUCAUGAUGUCUCAGUUGGUCAAGAUUGGGGGUGCAGAUCUUGAGGACUGUGUGAAGAAUAUGAUGAAAAGAGUUCUUACAAACAAGUUGAUGGCUAUGAUGAACAUGGAUGGCACAGGGCCAAAGAAAGCCUUUGGCAAAACAAGGCUUUGCCAAGUUAUAAUAGGUGCUGUACAGCAGUCAAAACCAGCAUCGUCAGAGGUGGAUAUAAAAAAUCAUAUGAAGAACUAUCUCCGGUCUGCUCCCGACAGAUAUGGGGGUAUGGGACGCCAAAAGGACCAGACAGCAGUCGAUCUUUGUUCAGGAUCAGAAUAAGUAUUUGACAAAAUCCAGCCUACAUUUGUACUUUUAAAUUUGAAGCUGAUGAAUAAAACUUUUCUUAA
Osmerus eperlanus (European smelt) is the source of this 1241-nucleotide messenger RNA. RefSeq lists its product as uncharacterized. Lineage: Eukaryota; Metazoa; Chordata; Actinopteri; Osmeriformes; Osmeridae. The coding region runs from base 1 to 1173 and encodes 390 amino acids. The record is from RefSeq and is a predicted model, not a curated record. The transcript has 6 exons.